Molecule: messenger RNA, 471 nt
Organism: Papaver somniferum (opium poppy)
Lineage: Eukaryota; Viridiplantae; Streptophyta; Magnoliopsida; Ranunculales; Papaveraceae
Product: prostatic spermine-binding protein-like
Exons: 2
Coding region: 1-471 (156 amino acids)
Source: RefSeq, a predicted model, not a curated record
AUGGCACGUACUAAGCAGUCUGCGAGACUAGCCAAUGAAAUUAUCAAUCUCGUUGAUACUGUUAAAGCGGCGAAGGAGUGUUCGAGAACAAGCAAGAAAUCAAAACCUCCGGACAAAAAUUGCUCCAAACAUGAAGAUUUAGAAGUAGGUGAAUAUGAUGCUUAUGAUGAUGAGGAGGAUGGUGACCACGGUAAUGGUGGUAAUGGAGGGAUUGGUGGUGAUGGAUUGAUUGGUGGUAAUGAAGUGGCAGAGAUUGAGGAAGAGGGGGAUCAAGGUAAUGAUGAGGAUGAGGAUGGAAAUGGUGGUGGUAGCAGUGAUGGAGAGGAUGAUGGUAAUGAUGUAAAUGGUAAGGAACGAAAUGAUGGUAGUGGCGGUGAUGAUGAUGAUGAUGAGGAGGAGGAGGAUGAGAUUCAGGAGGAGAUUCAGGAUGCUGCGCAACCACAACAACAACAACUGCCUAAGCCGAAGUAG